This is a messenger RNA of Procambarus clarkii (red swamp crayfish), 1958 nucleotides long. RefSeq names its product TBC1 domain family member 7 (gene TBC1d7). Gene Ontology annotation, molecular function: GTPase activator activity. The record is from RefSeq and is a predicted model, not a curated record. Gene Ontology annotation, biological process: negative regulation of TOR signaling; activation of GTPase activity. NCBI's taxonomy places the organism in Eukaryota, Metazoa, Arthropoda, Malacostraca, Decapoda, Cambaridae.
GCUGAGUAUUGGACGCAUCCUCACAACAACACCACUGUGAGAGGCAACAACAUUCUCUCUCUCCCACACACACAUGUUCUCAACACCUGCAUGACGCCACCACCAACACCUGCCUGCUACGGAAUAUGGAACCAGCUGCCCAGAAACUAGAGGUCCUUUUUGGCAAGGCAGAAAGUGAAUUGGCGACUCUGUCGUGCAUGAUUAACAAAGAGUUCUCGGUUUUGGCUGCGUCACAAGGCGUUGACUCUCAGGUUUUUACAGAACUCAUAAAUAAUGUGAAGAAUCUCAGAGGCCAGCUUAAUCAAAUAUUGAGUGAAGUAUUGGAGUUUCAGCAGCAGCAACAGUUGGUAAUGUCAUCCAUGCAAGUUCAACUCGGCACACUUUGUAACAAGUUCAAUGACCUCAGUAUGAUUACUGGUUCUGCUGUUCUUGAGGCAAGUGGUAGUGACAACGAAUGCACGCCAGAGUGAUUUUUUGUCGUAAAUGUGGCAGUUUUCCAGUACAUUGUGUACACUUAACAGCUGAACGUGAACAAUUCUUUGAUUUCCAAUUUUAGGAAAGAAAUAUUUUCACUUGUAUUUAUUUUUUGAUUUUUACAAUAAUCUUGUAAAUUUUCUGGAGAGUAGCUACUGUGUCAGAAUGGGUGACGAAAGAAAUUUCCGUAGUCAGUUUUAUGGCAAAGUUGGACUACGUGAAGUAGAAGAUAAAAGAGCUGUGGAAGCAUUGUUUAAGGAGCAGCCAUUGGACGAGAGGAAAUUUUCAAAUUUUUGUCAACGUUCUGUCGUCCCAGGCGCAUAUAGAUUCCUAGUUUGGAAGUUGUUGUUGCAUGUAACUCCACGGUACGCAGAGUCGCAAGAUUAUGUGAGGCAGCAACAAACUCUGAUGUUUGAAGAAUUGUGGCGUACUCUUAAAAGUAUGGGUCUCCAAAAUAUUGUGGUCUUGGGAAAUGAUAGUUCAAGUGAUCUAACUCUUCCAGUUAUUGAUGAAGUAAAUACAAAGCAUAAAAAUAAAGAUGGGUAUGACAUACCAAUUCCUGAGAAUUAUUUGCUUAUGUGGUUAAUAAGUGAAGCGAAGCUUCUCUAUAGCCCAAAAGAUCAAUUGAAGUAUAAAGCAUACCAGCAUUUCCUCAAAAUUGUUAUAAAAAUUCAAAAUUUGUUUGACAAUCCAGUAGAUGUUUUUCAUGUGAGCUCGGCACUCUACUCAUUGCUUCGGAAAAACGAGACCGCCAUAUCGAAUGCCGUUAUGGAGGCAAUUGGGAUGCUGCGCAAGGAAAAUGACUCUCUUCAUCGUCACUUGAUGAAAGUAGGGCUUUUCAGCAGCACUUUGUUGGUGGACUUGUGCCUCAGCCUUUUCUGCGACAUAUUUCCCGAGACGGCUGUAGAGAAAAUACUAGACAAGGUGAUUGCUGGUGCAUUUAGGGUGUUUGCUUUUGUUAUAUUUUCCUUACUUGUGCACCUUAAGCAGCCUCUAAUGUCAGUGUCAUCUGUAGAAAAUGCAAGAAGCAUCAUAAAUAUGAUACGAAAGGAUGAGGCAGAAAUACUCGUAACUUCAGCUUUAGAUCAGUGGCUUAAAUUUGGUAUUGUUAAAAGAUCACAACAAUGAAAUGCAAAAUGCACAUUAUUAUACAGUUCAUUAUAUGUAUAAAAUUGUUUGGGUAUAGUAAAGCGGCUCUUAGUCAAAGUAAGCGAAGCAUGUGCAGGGAAUGUGUAUAUAUUGUUUUGAUACUUUAUUGCUUUAAAUUCUGUAAACCAUGAAUAAAAGAUGUUAAUGUAUGUUGAUAUUCAUGGUAAUACACCAAUGUAUAGCUUUGUCUAUUUGGUAAGUGUGCUUUCAGAGGGUUUUGAAUUUUCCCUUGUCCCUGUUACGUAGCAAGAAUAUAAUGUAUAGACCUAUGGAAACUGCAUUUUGUUUGUGUAUUUUUACAGUUGUAUUUUCUCAGCAAAUGGACAUUUCCAAAA